Messenger RNA from Ixodes scapularis (black-legged tick), 1131 nucleotides. Its product is annotated as sulfotransferase 1E1-like. Gene Ontology annotation, biological process: sulfation. Bases 1 to 1131 code for a protein of 376 amino acids. Gene Ontology annotation, cellular component: cytoplasm. Lineage: Eukaryota; Metazoa; Arthropoda; Arachnida; Ixodida; Ixodidae. Gene Ontology annotation, molecular function: sulfotransferase activity. The transcript is spliced from 2 exons. The record is from RefSeq and is a predicted model, not a curated record.
AUGGGAGAGACCAGAAAGGUUCCCGUGACCGUCGACGCAGGGGGCGACGCCAUCUUCCCUUACUUCAAUCCGGUGCUUUACGAGAGAAUCCCCCUGUUGGAGCCACAACAGGGAGACAUUAUUCAGGUGACGUACCCGAGGUCUGGAACCCACUGGGUGCAGCAGAUCAUCCAACUCAUAUUGAACAAGGGAGAAUCCGAGAGGAACUACAUGGACUUCAUGAUCAGAAGCCCCUUCAUAGAAGCGAUGGAACUUGGGGCAACAAAAGCCCCGGGGCUCUUACGAACGCACUCCUCAAUGGCCAGGCUUCAAUGCAGCAAGAAGGCCAAAUACGUCUACGUUGCGAGGAAUCCUUGGGACUGCUGCGUCUCUUGCUUCCACUUCGUUCGGGAGAUACCUCAGUGCCAGUUCGAAGACGGUUCCUUCGACGAUUUCGUGGACUCGUUCCUCGAAGGAAAAUUUGGUUUCGGUGAAUACUUUAGUCACGUCCUGUAUGGAUACGGUAGCAGAGCUGAGCCUAAUGUCUUCUUUGUGACGUACGAGGAACUACACGAGGACAAGGCCGACGUGGCCUUGAGGCUAGCGUACUUUCUAGGAGAAGACCACGGGAAGAUGCUUGAGACCAACCAGGACGUCUUUCAGAAAGUGAUGGAGAAGAGCACUGCGACGUUCAUGAGAAAACUGAUGACAACCACGCCAGAGGAGAUGUCGAACAUUGUCGCACAAAGCUUCGGCCUAGUAGCGUCCUCAUCGGCAACCAAUAGGGUAAAGUCGGAAGACAGAAGGGAGGUGAACAUUCUCCGCCAAGGUGAGGUAGGUGAGUGGAAGCACUACUUUUCAAAGAGGAGCAUCGAGAAGAUGAAAGCCGCCAUUGAGGUGAGAACCAAAGGUUCUGACGUCAUGACUCUUUGGAAGUGUCAUGACGCUUCCCUCGAAAUACCUUUGGGAAGAAAUGUUCGUCUAUUUAAAUCACCUUCGUUUGUGACGUCACAUCUACCCUUUACAUUAUAUAUGUUCAUGAUGUUACAUCACUGUAACUUCCUCCCCCUCCCUCCCCACACACACAAAGGCCUGGCACACGAAUCUACCCCUGGUGUCAUGCCAGGAGUUGGUGUGCGAAUGAAGUCAUGA